Molecule: messenger RNA, 1441 nt
Organism: Abrus precatorius (Indian licorice)
Lineage: Eukaryota; Viridiplantae; Streptophyta; Magnoliopsida; Fabales; Fabaceae
Product: septum-promoting GTP-binding protein 1
Exons: 6
Coding region: 106-939 (277 amino acids)
Molecular function (GO): GTP binding; GTPase activity
Source: RefSeq, a predicted model, not a curated record
ACUCGUUGCUCUUGAGGCCAUCCCAUUCCAUUCCACACACACACACGAAAAACACUUCCAAUUUUCGAUAAAUUAAAAAAUUAAAUAAAGGGAAAUUAAAAAAGCAUGUCCCAGAAUGUUGCCCGCUCCCCCACCCUCCGGCGACGUUUUCACCACCGUGUUUCGGUGCUCCGGCGAUGCAUCCUCCGCGUUCUCCACCGUUUCCUACUCUGCUCCGGUAGGAAGAUCACCAAUGCCACGUACAGCUUGCUGCCUCCGGAUGCAACAUUACCCUCUCCGCCGGCUCCGGUGGCUUCCGACGCCGAGCCUGGCCGUGAAGAGGUGCAGGCUACGUCGCUACCUGGGUUUCACACACACGAAUUGGACUCUGAUUUGGUUUCCUUGAAGAUCAGCUUGUUGGGUGAUUGCCAAAUUGGAAAAACAAGCUUUUUGGUGAAAUAUGUUGGGGAUGAAAAAGAGAAGCAAGGGGAACAGAGGAAAGGGCUAAAUCAGAUGGACAAAACAUUGGUUGUAAGGGGGGCACGUAUAUCGUAUUGUAUCUGGGAAGUACAAGGUGAUAGAAAGUCAGAAGAACAAAUUCCAAUGGCUUGUACGGACUCGGUGGCAAUUUUGAUUAUGUUUGAUCUAACAAGUCGAUGCACAUUAAACAGUGUUUUGGGAUGGUACAAAGAAGCCAGGAAAUGGAAUCAGACGGCAAUUCCAGUGUUGAUAGGAACCAAGUUUGAUGAUUUCAUUCAGCUCCCUAUUGAUUUGCAAUGGACCAUCGCCAGUCAGGCAAGAACAUAUGCAAAGGCCCUGAAUGCCACAUUGUUCUUUUCCAGUGCAACCUACAACAUCAACGUGAACAAGAUCUUCAAGUUCAUCACAGCAAAACUCUUUGACCUACCAUGGACAGUGGAAAGAAAUCUAACUGUUGGGGAGCCCAUCAUUGACUUCUAAAUUGUACAUAGAAUGUUCAAGUUAUGUGGUCAAAGUCAACCGGCCAAUCAGAGAUGUCAUGAGUCAAUCUCAGAGACUCUCGGGGCAAUCGAGUUGUUAGGUUUAGACAUGUCAAUUCCCCUGAAACAACACUCUUCAAUCACCACCAUCAAUAAGGUUUUACAAGAAGAGGAAUAAAAUGCAAGGAAGAAAUUUUUAAAAAUGGAAACAUAGGAGAGAACUAAGGUUUACCAACAUCAAAUAACAAGGGAUGGGAGCUAUUGCAUUGUGGAGUACAAAUUAGUAUCAAUGGUGCUCUUGUCUUGCUAUGAAGAAAUUGUCCUGUGAUACUUUCACAAGCACAAAGAGAAUGAGACUACUGCUUUUUUAUAUUACGGAGUAGAGUUAGCACUGUACCCAAUCUUCUCUUGUUUCCUUUUAUUUCUCAUCCAAUUUUGAACUUCUGGUAACCCAAAGCUUUUAAUGAAUAAAUUAAUCAUUUCAAAUGGUUUAGUUUGAUUUU